This is a messenger RNA of Meloidogyne enterolobii, 531 nucleotides long. NCBI's taxonomy places the organism in Eukaryota, Metazoa, Nematoda, Chromadorea, Rhabditida, Meloidogynidae. The record is from the annotation of a GenBank genome assembly.
UUUUUUUGGUUAAAUUUUUUUCUCUAAAUUUCAAAACCCAACAAACUCCAACAUUAUUAAUUUUAUCCUUAUUUCUUUCCCAAUUAAAUUUUACUAAUGCCCAAAUGCCUAAAAACCCGAUAAAUUUUCCUAAAAUAAAACUUCUCAACAAUAAGCUUGAAAUACUUAAAGUCUUUACUUAUUUAUUAAUUAAAUUGUUUGAAAGUGUGGAUGGUCAAUAUGUCCAACAAUGUCCGAUGGGGUGGUCUGCUGAUGGAAACUGUGGUGCUAUGGUUAAUUGUCUAAGUAUGAACCACAAGUGUUUUGGAACUCAAUGUUGUAAACCUACAAGUCCUGGAACUGGAGGGCCUGGAACCUGCCCGGUGUGGACUAAAGUGGAUGGAAGUGAGUCUAUUUUUUAAUACAUAUCUGUUAUAGGGGUUUUGAGCUUUUUUCGAGGGGGGAAAGCUGGCAAGGGAAGACUGACAAGGGUAAAGCUGGCAAGGGAAGGGUGACAAUAAAAAAGAAAAUUUUUUAAAAUUUAUUUGUUUG